ACUUUUUUAUUUGAAAGUGGAUAUAUAUAUUUUUUGACAUCUAUGACACUUUUGACACAAAAGUCAUAGAUGUUGUCUACUUUUACAUGUUGUUUUACACCGUGAUUCAAAAUAAUAGUGUUGUUCUAUACGUUUUUAUUUGUCCUGAUCAGGCAUUCUUUCUAUCGGUUGCAUACAUGUGAUAGAGUAAAGGGUAAAAGUUUAAAUGUUGGCUAAAAGAGAAUGAUUGUGCAUGCUUUACAUUAUACAACUAGUUUUUAAACCAGUUGUGUAGAAUUGUUGUACUUUACUGAACAAUUCCAAAACUAGUCUGUUAUCCAACCUACAUAUCUGCCUACACAUUAACUACAGCUGGGCAAAAUGUCGUUAAAAUUAUUAAUAUCAUGAUUAACAUCCGCCACCCAGAUGAGAUGGGUUCCCUUUGGAGUCUGGUCCCUCCAAAGGUUUCUUCCUAAUACCAUCUCAGGCAGUUUUUCCUUGCUGCUGUCAACUCACUGGCUUGCUCAUUAGGGAUACAAUUAUUUUAUGAUGCAAUGUUCCUCAUACUGAAUUAAAUUGGAUCUAUAAUGGCAUGAAACAAAGGAACACGUAUUUUUCGUCCAAAUUGCAAAUCCCGCCUCUAGAGGCCGCUCUCGCACUGUAUAACGCAACCUGGAAAAACUAUCGGUAUGGAUUUUUGCCGAUAGCCAAUAGUUCCAGCAAUUAGCUAUCGGUACCGUAUAAUCGAGAAACUGAUGAAUUGGUCGACCUCUACGUAAAAAGGAGUUUUGGUCACUGUAUGUGAUUUUUCUACUAAUAAAAGUUUCAAUGCACAAUGUGAGAAAAGAAUUGUAGAUCAAACUUUUUUUUAAGGACUGGAUGGUUGUUUUUGAAGACUGUUCGAGAUCAGAUGUUUGUUUCCUGGUGCUCAUGACUUUACAGAUUGACUGGUUUGUGAGUGGGGAGAAAAGUGGGCGGGAGGGUAGAAGAGCUGAAGCCGUUCCUUCCAUUGACACGUCCGUUAGACGCGUGUCCAGGUUUAGUCUUUUUCGUGGCGGUUAUGAGUUCCGCGACACGCUGACGCGCAGAUGGCGGGGGUUUGCUGCAAGAGCACGGCGCCGUUCUGCUCCGCGUUCAAGCGCACUCUGUCGGUGCGCCACCCGGCCCCGAUAUCCACCCCGCGCUCAGCGCCCGCGGCCUGCGCCAGAGGAGGCGCGGGGCGGCGGCGUCGGCGUGGCGGCAGCGCGCUCCUCGGGCGCCCGCUGCACCUCCAUCCCGCCGCCGUCGGCCUUCACCGACCCGCAACAACGCACUCGUUUUGCUCUUCUGUCCAGGAGUCGAUGAGCGACAGCCGGAGAGCGUGCUACAUCUACCUGAACCAGACCAGCAGGAGCUUCGCCGCUGUGAUCCAGGCCCUCGACGGAGAGCUGCGCCAUGCAGUGUGUAUAUUCUACCUUGUUCUUCGAGCCCUGGACACAGUUGAGGAUGAUAUGACCAUUCCUCUGGAGAAAAAAGUCCCUCUCCUGCAUCAUUUCCACACGUUCCUUCACCAACCAGAUUGGUGUUUCACAGAGAGCAAGGAGAAGGACAGACAAGUUCUAGAAGAUUUUCCUUCGAUUUCAGUUGAGUUCCGAAACCUGGCUCAGGAAUACCGGGAUGUCAUUUCGGACAUUUGCCACCGAAUGGGGGUCGGGAUGGCGGAGUUCCUUGAAAAGAAAGUCGACUCGAUGCAGGAAUGGGAUAAGUACUGUCACUACGUGGCUGGUCUGGUAGGCGUGGGUCUGUCUCGGCUUUUUUCCGCAUCGUUGCUGGAGGAACCUGAGGUGGGUCGGGAUACUGAAUUAGCCAACUCUAUGGGCCUUUUUUUACAGAAGACUAACAUUAUUCGAGACUACCUAGAGGACCAGCAGGAAGGCAGAUCCUUCUGGCCUGAGGAGGCUUGGAGUCAGUUUGCCUCUCAUCUGGAGGACUUUGCUCAACCACAGCACCUGAGUUCAGCUCUAGCCUGCCUUAACCUGUUGGUAACUGAUGCUCUGCGCCACGUCCCCGAUGUCAUCGCUUACCUUUCCCGUCUCCGUAACCAGAGUGUCUUCAACUUCUGUGCCAUCCCCCAGGUGAUGGCGAUAGCGACUCUCUCCGCCUGUUACAACAACCCACUGGUGUUUCAGGGGGUGGUGAAGAUCAGGAAGGGGCAGGCUGUUACUCUGAUGAUGGAUGCCACCAGUAUGCAAGCUGUACAGAGCAUGAUAGCCCAGUACAGCCAGGAGAUCCUGCAGAAAGUGUCGCUGUCUGAUCCGUCGCGGGAUAACACACUGUGCAUCCUUGGUGUGAUCCAGGAAAAGACACUUUCCAAGGCGACGUUGCCGGCCCGCUCCCACAAUUUCUCACAUCUUUAUCUUUCUGCCGCUACAAUUUUAGCUUUUUUCAGCUGGCAGUAUCUAAACGCCACUCAGUCUCCGAACAGUGCGGACAUGCAGGGCCGCUGAGUCUGGAUCUCUUUCAGUCAACCCCCAAGCAAACCAACAAGCACAUUAAAGACUGUUAGUAAUGAAUAAAAAAAAUAGCUUUAUAUAUGUCCCUACUGAAAUAUCAGCAUUCUCAUGUUCCCUCUUAUUUGCUUGUCCUCUUUUAUAUCUGCAGCUUGUUUCUAUAAUUUACAUUUAGCAUUAUGUCCAUAUGCAAGUAAAAUAUAUUUCUACAAAGUAAUCAUGCGUUUUAAUGAACAGUUAAAGCAGUUGUAGCUCGACAGAUCACUGUGCAUCCCCAACCAAUGCAAAGAGCAAUAAUAGAUUUAAUUCAAGAGCUAACACCGCAAUACAUUUCCCAACAUUAGCUAGCUAGUCGUUUGUUUUUUUUCUUUCUUAAAAAGAUGGCUAGCUUUUCACUCAUGUUACCUAAUCACGUCCGUGAGGAAAUGUUUUUGUUUUUUGGUGUAUAUUUUUACCAAGCGAGAUUUGUUUGGAAAGUAUUUUCCGUAAACUAGCUGUUUGGGGUUUUCCUCAUGUUAGCUACAAGUUUUUAUAAUACUAGCUAGUUUUGUUUGAGGAUUUUGAAUAAUGUAAGCUGGUUGGAAUAUUCUUUACAUUUUAACUAGCUGUGUGUGUGUGUGUGUGUCUGUGUGUGUGUGAGAGUUUUUACUCAUACUAGCUAGUUACUGUUGUAUAAAUAUUUUCUCCUAAAGGCUAGCUAGCAUUGUUUGUAUUUUCACUGAUCUAAGCUAGUUUUGUUCAGGGAUAUUCAUUUUUUUUGUUUGUUUGGUUUUUUGUUCAGAAAAUAUUUGUUGAGGAAUAUUUUUUUACUUUUUGCUACCCUAGUCUGAGGGUUUCUGAAUAACACCAGCUAGAUAGCAAGCGGUUCUUAUAUGACUAGAUAGUUUAGUUUGGGCAUAUUUUCCUGAAGCUAACCAGCGUUUGUUGGCAAAUCAUCUCACAUUUGUUUGAAGAUAAAUAUUAUUUGCAGAUAAAUUAAUGAGAUCCUGUUAAUUUAAGAUAAGUUUCAGUUUGUCAAGUGUGAAUGUCACUGAUCAUAAAAUGUAUUGAGUGAAAAAAUUGUGUUCUUGCCAAACCUUUUUUCCCCCACAUAGUUGGGUAGAUUGCACUUUUGCAGCAUAUAUUAAAUGGGUCAUGGUUGGUUUAUAUAUUUUGUAGGAACCAAAUAUGAGAUAUUAUAUAUCUGUGAUGAACGGAGGGUUGCAGCAUUUGGCAUGGAAAUUAUGUCCUCAUUAAUGCUUUGUUGUAAACCUAGCUUUGUACAUAAACAAAUGUAAAAAAUUAUAUAUAAUCUUUUUGUAAUAUGGGAAUUUUUUUUGCCUCAAUCAGAAAAAAUUAAAGGGCGCAAAAUCUAAUUUGACAUUAUUGUAUUUAUUUUUGUAGUAAUCUAAUAUGUAGUCACUGAAAAGUGUUAGAACCUGGAAGAAACUUAAAGCUUAUGCAGUUAUAUAAAAAAUUAUGUACUGGAUUGUGAUUUGCUAUUUUUUUGUGAUUAAACAUUAAAACCAGACUAUUCUGAUGAAAUGCA
Messenger RNA from Silurus meridionalis, 3996 nucleotides. It is a transcript of the gene fdft1, whose product is annotated as farnesyl-diphosphate farnesyltransferase 1. Gene Ontology annotation, cellular component: endoplasmic reticulum membrane. Gene Ontology annotation, biological process: farnesyl diphosphate metabolic process; cholesterol biosynthetic process. Gene Ontology annotation, molecular function: squalene synthase [NAD(P)H] activity. The record is from RefSeq and is a predicted model, not a curated record. NCBI's taxonomy places the organism in Eukaryota, Metazoa, Chordata, Actinopteri, Siluriformes, Siluridae.